Molecule: messenger RNA, 3008 nt
Organism: Arachis ipaensis
Lineage: Eukaryota; Viridiplantae; Streptophyta; Magnoliopsida; Fabales; Fabaceae
Product: pentatricopeptide repeat-containing protein At4g18840-like
Biological process (GO): RNA modification
Molecular function (GO): protein binding; RNA binding
Source: RefSeq, a predicted model, not a curated record
GUUUUUUCGGUAUCUAAAAUAAUUUGUGUCUCCUAAAUUUAGAUGGACCGUUAUAACAUUCAAGUUGAAGCUAAAAGGAACUGAAACCAACACCUUACCGCCUAAACGAAAUGGCAGUUAGGCCUAAACUAUCUUCUCUGUCCCGCUCUCGUUCACCAUCACUGCACAACAGCAACCUCAGCCUCUCCGAACAAAUCUUACCCACACUAGAUCCAACCCACCCCAUCUUAUUCUUGCUUGACUCAUGCGCCGGCAUUCGACAGUUCAACCAGGUCCACACCCAGCUCCUCGUUUCUGGAAUCUUCCAGAACCCUCUCGCAGCUGGCAGGGCGAUCAAGAAGCUCUGCUCUGACCCCCUCACUGCCCCACGUGCCACUCACCUGUUCGAUUACGUGCGCCAGCCUGAUGCUUUCCUCUGCAACACCAUCAUGCGGAGCCACGCUCGCAGGGGCGAUUCCUCCGGGGCGCUUCGCUUCUACUACGACAGAAUGAUCUCCCGCUGUGUUGAGCCAAAUCACUACACGUUCCCGAUUCUGAUCAAGAUUUCUGGGGAUGUUGGGUCCGUGGGAGAAGGGGAAAAAGGGCAUGCCAGGGUGGUGAAAUUCGGGUUUGAAUCAGAUUUGUUUGUUAGGAACUCACUGAUACGGAUGUACUCGGUUUUUGGGAGGGUUGCGGAUGCACGUGCGGUAUUUGAGGGAAGUUCUGUGUUGGAUUUGGUGAGUUAUAACUCGAUGAUAGAUGGGUAUAUGAAGAAUGGAGGAAUUGGAGAUGCUCGCCAGUUGUUUGAUGAAAUGCCAGAGAGGGAUGUUUUUAGUUGGAAUUCGCUGAUCGCAGGGUAUGUGGAAGUUCGUGAUUUGGAGUCUGCGAAUGAGUUGUUUGAGAGAAUGCCUGUCAGAGAUGUAGUGUCUUGGAAUUGUAUGGUUGAUGGGUAUGCAAGGAUUGAGGAUGUUUUUAGGGCUCUUGAGUUGUUUGACCUGAUGCCUGUGAGGAAUGUAGUUUCGUGGAAUUCCAUGUUGGCAUUGUAUGUGCGGGUCAAGAAGUUCAGUGAGUGUUUGAGAAUGUUUGAGAGGAUGAUGGACAGUGGCGAAGUUGUGCCAAAUGAGGCUACCAUGGUGAGCGUGCUGACGGCAUGUGCUAAUUUAGGGAGGAUUGAUGUGGGCAUUUGGGUUCAUUCUUUUAUCAAAAGUAGGAACAUUAAACCUGAUGUCUUGCUUUCAACCUGUCUUCUGACAACGUAUGCAAAAUGUGGGGCUAUGGAUCUGGCUAGAGAUGUUUUUAACAAGAUGCCAGUUAAGAGCGUUGUAUCAUGGAACUCUAUGAUCAUGGCAUAUGGCUUGCAUGGCAGUGGGGACAAAGCUUUGGAACUAUUCUUGGAGAUGGAGAAGUCAGGUUUGCAGCCAAAUGAUGCUACUUUCAUUAGCGUCUUAUCUGCAUGUACACAUGCAGGUAUGGUCAUGGAGGGUUGUUGGUAUUUUGGCCUCAUGUGUCGAGUUUACAAAAUUGAACCCAAGGUUGAACACUAUGGUUGCAUGGUUGAUCUCCUAGCUCGAGCUGGUUUGGUGAAAAACUCGGAAGAUCUUAUAAGAAAGGUCCCCAAGGCUGGAUCUGUAUUAUGGGGUGCAUUGCUUUCUGGUUGUAGGACGCAUAUAGACCUAGAGCUUGGAGAGUUUGCAGCCAAGAGACUUAUUGAGAUGGAACCACUGGAUAUUGGUCCUUAUAUAAUGCUGUCAAACAUCUAUGCUGCUGAAGGGAGAUGGGAUGAUGUUGAACAUGUGAGGCUGAUGAUAAAGGGAAAAGGACUACAGAAAGAAGCAGCAUCCCAUUUAGUUCAUCUUGAAGAUUUUGAAUCAGAAUAUUUGAUUAAGAAAAAAGCUGCCUAUAGGAAAAACAUAAUUAACUCAAUGCUGGGUGAAUUGGGUGCACGGAUGAAAAUAUCAUUUGGCAAUUCAGUUGACAAAGAUAGUUUCUGAUCUUAGGUGAUCAAUUCGUCGGAAAAACCAGCAUCAUCACCCAAUUCAUGUACGACAAAUUCGUCAACACUAACAGUCUUCUGGUAUGUUACUACUGGGGACAACCCAUGUUUGUUCUCCAUCUUCAGCACUAAACAGCAUCCGUAACGACAAAGGUCCACUUGGUGGAGAGGUAGUAGUCCAGACUACUCCAUGAGUCCGAUCCAGUAACUUACAGACAAAGUUCUGCGUCUGCACACGGAUAAGGAGGCAAAAACUACCUCACAGAGCUGCACAGCAGUUAUGUCUCUCAUUCCUUGUUGAAACCAUAUGACAAAAGCCAAGUAAUUAGGAUUACUGCUGCUCUCGUAUAUCUUAAUUGUUAUGUUUUUGUUUGGGUAGCUGCAUGAAACACUUGAGAAGAAGAGAGAGAGGCCUCAGUUAAAUCUUUAAUCCAUUGAAUAUAUGUGUGUGUGUGUGUUUGUAUAUAUCUACAGCUUCAAAAGUUGAUGAUGCAAACAUGAACUCAUAGGGUUUUAUCUGUGUAGAAUUAUAUCAUACCGCCUGUAUUCAAUAUCAACUAUGCCAAGAGCUAAUAGAUAAGGAGCUGUGUCACUGGUCUGAGCCAUCCCACCAAAGGCUCGUUGACUCAGAAUGAAGUUGGUGCCAUCACCUGAGCCUUGGUCAGUUAUAACUACAGUGACACCAUUGUCUGAGCAAUAGGAGCCACAGCCAACACCAUUACGGUAAAGAUUGGAUGCAGCUGAUACAUCGCCACCAUUAAUGGUAGCACCAAAGGAACCGAAUCCGCAUGCACCAGCUAAAAUGAAUGUAAGAGGAGCAUAUGUAUCAGUUAAAAGUAUGAGCAUAUGUUAGAGCAUGUUUACUAGUUUCUCAAUUCAGAUGUGCAUUUUUGUUAUCCUUCUAGCAGCUUCAUUGACAAUGCUACAGUCCAUGCACCAAGAUAAAAUUUAUGCAUCAUGCACUAAGAUUGUCCAGUGAUAUAUGUUAGCAUAACUUUACAUUGAUAACUUCUAUUAAAUCUACAUAAUUAGAUUC